AUGUUCGACAAAUUAGAUAACGCAGUAGCCAAAAGUUUUAUCGGGAGAUAUUUUAAACUUGAGAACAGUGGCGUUCCUAAUGCUCGCAAUACUAAAUUCACCACCGAACUUCGUGCUGGAUUGGCGACUUUCGUUACUAUGGCCUAUAUUAUAUCAGUUAAUGCAUUAAUUCUUUCUGAUACAGGGGGUCCGUGUGUUUGCAAUUCUGGUACUGCAGAUUUAUGUGUCAAUGAUCCUGAUUAUAUAGCUUGUAAGACAAUAGUGCAGAGAGACUUAAUCACUGGGACAGCCGCCAUUUCAGGUAUAGCAACCGCCAUUAUGGGGAUCUUUUCAAAUUUACCGUUAGCUCUUGCUCCAGGGAUGGGCAUGAAUGCCUAUUUCACUUAUACAGUUGUCGGCUUCCAUGGUUCGGGUAAAAUUGCUUAUGAAACUGCUAUCGCUGCUGUAUUUGUAGAAGGUCUUCUUUUUGCCUUCCUUUCAAUAAUUGGUAUUCGUCAAUGGUUGGCAAAGCUUAUCCCCAUGUCUAUAAAAAUUGCAAUUGGUGCCGGGGUUGGUUUCUUUCUCACUUUCAUUGGGUUACAAAGAAGUGCUGGGAUUGCCUUAAUAAGUCAUGAUCCUACCACAAUAGUGACACUUGGUGGCUGUCCUGACCAAUAUUAUAAUCAAACAACUGGUAUAUGUACUAGCCAUCAUAUGGAAAGUCCAACUACUUGGUUAGGAAUUUUAGGUUUCUUGAUCAUGGUGAUCUUAUUACUUUUUAGAGUGAAGGGAAGUAUGUUUUUAGGAAUCAUUUUUAUCAGUAUCGUAAGCUGGUUUAGAAAUAGUGAAGUCACCUACUUUCCGUACACGGAUGAGGGUAACGCUCGAUUCGAUUUUUUUAAAAAUGUCGUUAGUUUCCAUGCUAUAGAAAAAACGCUAGGCGCGAUGCACUUCAACCUCGGAAGUUCUGACGUAUGGUUGGCCUUAAUAACAUUCCUAUAUCUUGAUAUACUGGACACGACAGGCACCCUUUAUUCAAUGGCAAAAUUUGGUGGUUUCUUAGACGAAGAUGGUGAUUUUGAAGGUUCUACUGCUGCAUUUAUAUGUGAUGCAAUAUCAAUUUCGAUCGGUUCUAUUUUUGGCACAUCUCCUGUUACUACAUUUAUUGAAUCAGGUUCAGGAAUUACUGAAGGUGGUCGAACUGGAAUUACAUCUCUUACUGUAUCAUUCUUCUUUUUUAUCUCGUUAUUCUUUGCUCCGAUUUUUGUUAGCAUACCACCAUGGGCUUCUGGUCCUGCAUUGGUAGUUAUUGGUUCUAUGAUGGCAAAGGGUAUUAAAGAUAUUAACUGGGAAUAUAUUGGUGAUGCUGUACCUAGUUUCUUAACCAUUGCAAUUAUGCCAUUAACAUACAAUGUUGCUUAUGGCCUGCUCGCUGGCAUAUUCUCAUAUAUAAUUAUAAAUACUUUUGUAUGGUUUAUAGAAAAGGCAUCAUUUGGACGUGUAUCACAUGAUAAGUCGAAGAAAGAGUCUUGGGGUGAUUUUAGGUUUGGACCAGGCGGAGAAGGAUUAUUGCCACCUUGGUUUGUGCCCGUUGUAUACAAGAUUCGUGGAAUAAAAAGAACUGAAAAAGUAAAAGAAUCUAUCGAAGUGAAA
Molecule: messenger RNA, 1632 nt
Organism: Dentiscutata heterogama
Lineage: Eukaryota; Fungi; Glomeromycota; Glomeromycetes; Diversisporales; Gigasporaceae
Source: the annotation of a GenBank genome assembly